Messenger RNA from Spodoptera litura, 1854 nucleotides. Its product is annotated as peptidyl-alpha-hydroxyglycine alpha-amidating lyase 2. NCBI's taxonomy places the organism in Eukaryota, Metazoa, Arthropoda, Insecta, Lepidoptera, Noctuidae. Gene Ontology annotation, molecular function: catalytic activity; protein binding. Gene Ontology annotation, biological process: peptide metabolic process. Gene Ontology annotation, cellular component: extracellular region; membrane. The record is from RefSeq and is a predicted model, not a curated record.
GCAUGCGUAUAGCGAUUUGUCCGAGAGUGUAUAAUCAAUAUCUGAAGCAGACAGCAAUCCGACCCUAACAAUACGUGGACCACAACAAAUAUCGGGAUCCAACAAAAUGUUGCCGAAACUCGUGUUCCUUCUGUCUUUAUCGGGGAUUUAUUGUGAGCCAGAAACUGUGAGAGAUAAUUUCGACUAUUUCAGUUACAAUUUGCCGAAGGAUGAAAUCGUUUUACGACCCCAAGAAGUGAAGGACUGGCCCCAAACUUCGCUGAACGUGGGACAGAUAACCGCAGUGUCCAUUAAUUCUUUGGGUCAACCUGUGAUAUUCCACAGGGCUGAGCGAGUAUGGGACGAAAGCACUUUCAACGAAUCCAACGUCUACCAAGAUCUGGACAAAGGUCCGAUCAUAGAGGAUACCAUUCUAGUAUUGGAUCCCCACACUGGAUCUGUACUGCAUAGUUGGGGAGCUUAUGCCUUCUACAUGCCACAUGGGUUGACCGUGGAUCAUCAUGAUAACGUUUGGGUUACUGACGUCGCGAAACAUCAAGUUUUUAAGUACAUUCCAAACAACCACAAAUACCCAACAUUGACAAUCGGAGAAGCGUUCACCGCCGGCUUCCCAUUCAGGCGUCGUUCUCCAGUCCAUUACCUAUGCAUGCCAACCUCUGUAGCCGUCGCAACCACGGGAGAAAUAUUCGUCGCUGAUGGAUAUUGCAACAACCAGAUCUUAAAGUUCAACGCGGCUGGCAAACUGUUAUUGGCUAUACCAUCAGUUUCUGAAUCUUGGACCCUCAAUGUGCCUCAUAGUGUGACGUUGUUGGAGCAUUUGGACCUGGUCUGCGUGGCUGAUCGGGAGAACAUGAGGAUUGUCUGCCCAAAGGCUGGAUUGAAGAGCUACGUGGAUAGGUUUGAUGAACCGACCACUGUUAUUGAGGAUCCUACCCUUGGCAGGGUAUUUGCUGUUGCGUCUCAUGGUGACACAAUCUACGCUGUGAACGGACCUACUUCUCAGAACAUUGCUGUGCGAGGUUUCACUGUGAAUGCUUUCUAUGAGAAUAUCUUGGACACCUGGGAACCGACCACUGGCUUCACCAACCCCCACUCAGUGGCUGUCACAAGAAACGGCUCCCAUCUCUACGUCACAGAAAUAGGACCAAACAAGAUAUGGAAGUUCGAACUAACAGAUGUUUAUGAUAAAAAGUAAAUGUAUUAGAAGAAAACUAUAUAGAACAAUGUUUAACUAACUUCAGAGUAUUUUAGUUCGCUUGGCGGUGAAUAAAAUUCACCGAAUAUAGGAAAGAGAUGCAUAUAAAUAUUGAUUCUAGGAAUAAAAUGAUAUUACUAUACACUCUUAAUAAAAAUACUACAUACUUAGGUACAUAUAACCAGACAUUGUAGUUCUAGUAAAUCUAAAUUAGUGUUCUCUAAGCUUCAACGUACUCACUUCAUAAUACCGUAGAGGAUUUCAAUUUGCUUCUACAUAUAAAGGAAAUAAAACUCAUUUUUAAUUAACAAGUCAAAUUGCCGUGUAGAUUUGAACUUUAUAUUUAUGUACGUAAAUGUUCCUGCCAUAUUGGCGAAUUUAACGAGAAAUAAAAUGUAUGAUAGUAAAGAGAAAUGUUUAUUGUGUAAUUAAAGGGCCAAAAAACACGCACAGAUAAUUAAUUGAAUGAACCUUUAAGACCUAAAAAGCUAAGCGAUUGUACACGCGGGAAUCAUUAAAGGAUAUUAUGUCUUCCUACUUGAAAAUAAGGUACUAAUUUCCUUCCAUAGUAAUAUUAAUUUUAUACUCGUUCAUUUAUAUUGUGAUGUGCUAAUUUUCAUCAACUAAUUUAAGGUCAUUUUGAGUUCCUGUAGAGUACA